GAAAGCUGGAGAGAAAUGACAUGUUCUCUGUCACAGGCAUGGCUGUGCCGCUGGCUGCUGCUGGUCUUUCUCCUGGUGAGCAGGAGUCUUGCCGAGGAGAUGUCGGAGCACUGUAGCCACAUGAUUGGGGAUGGACACCUGCAGGUCCUGCAGCACCUAAUUGACAGUCAGAUGGAGACCUCCUGCCAUAUUGCUUUUGAGUUUGCGGAUGAGGAACAGUUGAAAGAUCCCGUGUGCUACCUUAAGAAGGCAUUUCUCCUGGUGAAAAACAUAAUGGAGGACACCAUGCGCUUCAGAGAUGAAACUCCCAACGCCAAGGCCAUCAGCCAGCUCCAGAGACUCUCUGUGAGACUGAAGAGCUGCUUCACCAAGGAUUAUGAGAAGCAGGAUAAGGCCUGUGUCCGAACUUUCUAUGAGACUCCCCUCCAGCUAAUGGAAAAGAUCAAGAAUGUCUUCAAUGAAACGAAGAAUCUCCUUGAAGAAGACUGGAAAAUUUUCACCAAAAAUUGCAGUGACAGUUUUGCUAAGUGCUCCAGCCCAGAUGUGGUGACCAAGCCUGAGUGCAACUGCCUGUACCCCAAAGCAACCCCUAGCAGUGACCUGGCUUCUGUCUCCCCUCACCAGCCCCUCGCCCCCUCCAAGGUUCCUAAGGCUGGCUUGACCUGGGCUGAUUCUGAAGGGCCAGAGGGCGGGUCCCUCUUGCCCAGCGAGCAGCCCCUUCAAACAGUGGACCCAGGCAAUGCAAAGCAUCGACCACCCAGGAGCACCUGCCAGAGCCUCGAGUCACCAGAGACCCCAAGCCUCAAGGACAGUCCCACUGGAGGUUCACAACAGCCUCACCCCUCUACCGGGGCCCCUGGCUUUGGGGUGAAGCACAUUCUUGACUCUGGAUUGGACACCAACUGGGCCUUAGAAGAGGCCUCUGGAGAGGCCAGUGAGGGUCCUGUACCUCACAGGGCAGAGUUUUCCCCCUCCAGGCCAGAAGGGGGCAGCAUCCAGACAGAAUGGGCCAUACCCAGCAACCUCCUCUCAGCAUCUUCUCCACUCCCAACAACAGAGGAUCAGCAGCCACCCUUGCCUAAGGUAGACCCUGUGAGAUCCACUGGCCAAGCCAACCAUGACACUCCUAAAGAGACAGACCGUUCAACUAUCCUGCCCACAGAGGGCAAGGAGACAGGCUCUACCCAGACCUCGUCACUCCAGCCCCUUUCUGCUCAGCCGCAGGUUCCUGGAAGCCACGCCUGGGGAAUUGUGCUGCCCCUUGGGGAGCUGGAGGGCAAGAAGAUCACAAGGAACCGAAGGAGCCCUGCAGAGCUGGAAGGAGGACGAGCAAGUGAGGGGGCAGCCAGGCCCCCAGCCCCUUUUAACUCCGUUCCUUUGACUGACACAGGCCAUGAGAGGCAGCCUGAGAAAACCUUCAACCCCCAGCUCCCUGGGUUCGUCUUCCACGUACUGGUGCCCAGCAUCAUCCUGGUCUUGCUGGCCGUUGGCGGCCUCCUGUUCUACAGGCGGAGGUGUAGGAGCCAUCAAGAGUCUCAGACAGCAGAUUCCCUCGUAAGGCACCCAGAGGGCAGCUCCCUGACCCAGGAUGCAGACAGACAGGUGGAACUGCCAGUGUAGAGGAAAUCCGAAGCUGGGCACACAGGACUGUCUCUCCAUGAGAGAAGACGUGAUGGGGCCAUCCGCCACUACCCUCCCCAGCUCUUCUCCAGGAAAUGUGGCCUUUCUACCACCUGAGCUCCUGCCUGCCAGGACUGGACCAGAGCAGCCAGGCUAGGGUCCCUACGCCUUGACCUCAGACUUUCGACCAGCUGAGAGAGGGCCAGAGGACACCCCAACACUGCCGCUAUUUAUUGUGGGCCCUGGAGGCUCCAUGAGCUUAAGGAAGGCUAGCGAGCUGGCUCAGGACCUUCUCUCUCAGGGGCUGCACCCUCUGCUUCUUCCUCUCCAUGCCAGCACCCUGGUCAAGGACCCACCUGCCAGUGGCAUGCGGGAGACCAGAGUGGGUGCUCAGGAGUCAUCUGGUGCCAAGAGAUUCCAUUGUUGACAUGCAGGGACCUGUCUCCAGAGAGGAGUCUUUGAUUAGGGUGGGGCAGCAUCAGCCUGAUUUCCUAUAAAGGCAAGCAGCCCAAAAGAUAGGAAAAAGGAGGCUUCUGGCAGUGUGCACUGACAGCUUGAAGGGAUCUACACCCUCUACUCACUUGAGUGUCCUCCGCUGGUUGCCAGGUGGCAUGGGGAGGCCAGCUCUGCCCUCAGGAUCUGCCUACCCUGACUCAUGAUGCCAAGAGGAGGACCUAGCUCUGGCCUCUACACCUCCUCCCCUCCAGCCCCUGCCAGAGCUUCUCCUGGAGGCUGAGCAGAGGUUCCCCUGUGAAGGAAACCAUUGCACUGUGAAAACUGAAUCUGCCUGCUGAACAUCCUGCCCCUUCCAUCCCCAUGAGCGAGUAUCCAUCCAAACGUCCUCCCACCUCUCCAGCCUCUCCCCGGCCUCCUGCAUUGAGCUGGUCUCACCUGUCGACUGAGGGAGCCCCUAAGCCCUGAACUUCUCCUGACUCGGCUUUUGACUCCUCGGGUGGAGCAGGUGGAAGAACUGUCAGGCCACCAGCCAGAGCUGGUCUUUAGGCUGUGUGUUCACCCAGGUUUCUGCAUCUUGCACUUUGACGUUCCCAAGUGGGAAGUGACUAGUGGGAAGGAGAACGGGAGGGAGGUGGAGGCAGAGUGGUGCAGGGAGAGCUCUGACUGAAAGCAGGUUUGGAAAUACGAGUAUGCCCCUGAGACUGGGGAAGGACCUGCACCCCAACCCCUCAGUCCAGGCACCUGCAGCUGAACAGCUUGUCCCCAUCAGGAGGCUUGGAGCUGGGCUGCACUCCAGCCCCACCUUAUGGUCCCCAGCUCGCCUCCUCUUUUGGUCCUUCUUUUUCCUGACCCUUAAAGGCAGUGACACCCUCCAACUCUCACCCCACGGUCUUGGGCUAGGCAAGCCAGAGUUGGGGAGGAACCAGGAGACCCAGACAUCUGCUUCCAACUCUGCUCUGAGGACCUCUGCUUCCUGGGCUGGCCCCUGCCGUGGCUCUGAGACCUGGGCACCAGGUGACAGGGCUGUCAAUUGCCCCUCAGUCCCUUUAUGCUGCUGUGUUCCUCCUUUCCUGCCAUCCUGGGCCUUCCACUGAGAGAUCCUGUCCUCCCUGGCUGCUGGGCCUGUGACUUUCUCGUCCUGCCAGUGAGAUAGUCUGCUGGCCCACUGCCCAUGUCCUGAUGCUGAUAGCUGAGGAAAGAGCAGCUGAGGACUUUCUUAUGGGGCUCAUCCUUCUAGUCACAGACUCCGUAUUCCAUGCUAGAAAAUAUAUAUAUUUUUAAUGGAAGGGGAAAAAAAAAAAGAAAAAAGGCAUUCCUCCACAUCUCUCAACUUUAAACAUAUAGUAUUUUUUAAAAAAUCAAAACAGCAAAUUCAAUCAAUUGCAGAAGCUCUUUGUGGGCACUUAGUGAUACAUAGCGGGAGGAGCUCCAGAGCUACCUCUGGGUGCCCCACUUCUGGCUACCUGCACAGGAUCCCUUACUUUCCUCUGAGAAAGCCCAGAGAGAACAUUGGCUCACGAACUGUGAGAUUGUGUUUUUAUACUUGGAAGUGGUGAAUUAUUUUAUAUAAGGUCAUUUAAAUAUCUAUUUAAAAAAUAGGAAGCUGCUUAUAUAUUUAAUAAUAAAAGAAGUGCACAAGCUGCCACUUGUGAGUCAUGGGAAAAGUUGCUUUUGGGGUUGUGGGUGGUAAACAUAGGGGUGGCCACACAUCAGCUGCUGGGUGAGCCCCAACUCAGAAAGCUUUUUCCAAGGUACAUGGGGAAGAAGAGCUCUCUCCAAGUUUAAGUCUUGUUACUGAAACCUCCUGUAUUACUCCUGUCCCAAACACAUUCAUCUACAUAUCUGUAAUAAGAAAUGAGGCAAAAAGCAGCCAAACCUCAGGCCUGGCCACUGGCCCCAGUUCCAGCCCAGCCUAGCCCAGUCUGGGAAAAUGCUGGUUGGGCUCUGUCCAAGGGCCCCGGGGCCCUGUAAGGAGAAGGCUCUGACCACUGAAACUUUGGUCCAUGGGAGAGGAAGCUGGCCAGGUACUCACAGGGUGCUGAGGUGAACGACUGCUGACUCCAGCCUGGGAAAGGGACAAAGCCAGCAAGAGAGAGAGCCUGCCCUCUGUGUGAGGGUCCUUAGGGCCUGAUCUUCCCACUGAAAGUGCAGGGGAAACCAAGGGUGUGGCUGGCCUUCCAUGGGGAAAAAGAUUGCAUGGCCCAAACACACCCCAGGUGAAGCUGAAACAAAAGGGGCCUCCCCAACCCUGAGAUGUGGUGGACAAAGUUUUGGAUCAUCUGGUGUUCUCAAAAAUACUGAUGUCCAGGGUCAGGGAUUUAGCUCAGUGGUUCUGCCACCUGCCUUGAAAGCACAAGGUCCUGAGUUCAAUCCCCAGUACCAAAACAAAAUAAAACAAAAAACCUGAUGUCCAAAUCCUACUCUAGCUCACAAUACCAGGAUUUUGGGCAGGGACUAAGCAUGGGAAUUUGUAAGACAUUUCAAGUGACUCAAAUGGGAUCCAAGGUGAAAAGCAUCCAGAGCCACACUGUUGGAUAUGGGCUCCAUGCAAGGUUAAAUUCAUUAAAAUGAAAUAAAAGCAAGCAUUCAGCCUUCAGCUUCAUUAGUCACAGGUGGCUGCUGUGUUGGACAGCCCAGAAAUAUGACAUUUGCAUCGUUACAGAAGUUCUACUGGACAGCACUGCCUGCAAGCCUGGGUCUCUGUACUUAGAGGACCAAGGAUAUAGAACCAGGACUGGCAUUCAGUGCUCAGGUAUCUCAGUCAAUUUACCCUGUGUGUUUGCUCUUCCCACCUCAUUCCUCAUCAUUUCUCUUUCUACCCAAAAGCUGCUCCGAAAGUUUUGAAGAAAUAUUUUUUUUUUCCUUCAAGGUUUUAAUUGAAAAAGGUCUCUUUCUCUGAGAAGCCUCCCUAGCCUGACUCAAGCCCCUAAGGGCCAUCCUGGUUUAGCUCCUACCUCCCCUCUGCUCUUCUAGAUUUAGCACUGGUUUUCCUGUGCAACUGUCCCAUCGGGCCAUAGACUAUGACAGGAACUGUGCUAUUCUUCCUCACACACCAGUGGUUGAGAGGACCCUGGCACACAGUAGGUGCUCAGAAAAUGUGCAUCACGAACACAUGAUUAAAGACGUGGACAUACAAACUCUCACGAGAUUUAAUCAAUGCCCUUUCCUAGGACCUCUGCAGGAUUAGCCAAUGGAAUUGAUACCUAAUAAAUACAAUAUCAGUGACCAAGCAGGGGAAGUAUUUUCAACAAAGAGAUCUUGCUGUCUUCUGAUGGAGACAGGGCUAGGUUACAACUGUACUCAUUCAGAGGGCUGUGUGCAUAGAAGAUGUAUUUCAAAGCCUUUAAGCAAUGACUGCAGGGAAACAAAGAAGAACAGAAAGUUCUACCCCCUACCUGCCUUUCCAGAAGUCCCAGAAGUGCCAGAGACUCUCAGCAGCCCUUUUUCUGGGUUUCACUUGCUAUAGGUGCUGCUUAGGAAGCAUCAGACCUAUAGAACACUAUUCACUGGAUUUAGAAUGAGAAAACAGGUCCUUGACUUUGAUGUCUUAUUGCCCCGUAUGCCAACCUCUCUGAGCCCUGGGUCUCUCCUCCUCUGUAGAACUACUUUUAAGAGUAUGAACCAAAUGUAAUUGAUGUAACCAAAUUAAACUGAUGUUCAAAUGAAGUGACAAGCCCAAAAGC
This is a messenger RNA of Fukomys damarensis (Damara mole-rat), 5759 nucleotides long. RefSeq names its product colony stimulating factor 1 (gene Csf1). The transcript has 8 exons. The record is from RefSeq and is a predicted model, not a curated record. Lineage: Eukaryota; Metazoa; Chordata; Mammalia; Rodentia; Bathyergidae. Gene Ontology annotation, cellular component: membrane. Gene Ontology annotation, molecular function: cytokine activity; growth factor activity. Gene Ontology annotation, biological process: positive regulation of macrophage differentiation; osteoclast differentiation. Bases 16 to 1620 code for a protein of 534 amino acids.